Messenger RNA from Schistosoma curassoni, 684 nucleotides. The record is from the annotation of a GenBank genome assembly. Lineage: Eukaryota; Metazoa; Platyhelminthes; Trematoda; Strigeidida; Schistosomatidae.
AUGAAAAGUAUUCUUAAGAAUAGAGGUGUGAAUAUUCAGAGAAGUAGCAGUUUAGAUACAAAACAUCAAACCAAUGAAUCAGUUGACGAAGAAGAUGAAAAUGAUCGAAUUGAAUCUGAAAAAUCUGGAAAAUCCGAAAAGAAACGUGCAUUUAUUCGUGAUGAACAUGGAGUUUGUAGACCUGGUGAAUUAGAUGAAGAUACAAAUAUGAGUAAAAAUCAUGAAUCACGAUCGUCUGUUGUAGAUCGUACUGCUGCAGAACGAAUUUCAUAUCGUUUGGUUCAACAGCGUAGUUUAGAUUUCGGAUUGUAUCGUAAACUGAAUAAUUUCAACAUUGAUUCAAACAACAGUCCUAUUCAAUCUGGUAGUCAAAUUUUAGAGAAUGAUGAUAAUUCUAAUGUCAGUAACAGAUUAAAAAAAGAUAAUAACGAAUACUAUGAUGAUAAUGAUAAUGAUGAUAGCGGUGAUAUUCAACAUGAUGAAUCCUUCCGUAAUAUAGAUUUGGAACAUGAAGAAGAAGAAGAAGAAGAUAAUAGUACUAUUCAAAAUGAUGAAUUCUACACAAAUCCUAAAAUUAAAGAACUUGGCAAAGAAUUCACAUUAAAAGAUAUUUUAGGUCAUCGUGUACCAGAACUAGAAAUUGACAUUAUAAAAGAUGAUGAAGAGAUGGGACAGAAUGAAUAA